Messenger RNA from Symbiodinium pilosum, 444 nucleotides. The record is from the annotation of a GenBank genome assembly. NCBI's taxonomy places the organism in Eukaryota, Dinophyceae, Suessiales, Symbiodiniaceae.
AUGAUGAUGGCAAUGAUGGCAAUGACCAUGAAAGGCAAAGGAGGUAAGGGCAAAGGCUUCGGUGGAGGCUGGGGUAAAGGCGGAGGUGGAGGUAAUCUCUGGCUGGCGAGCUCUGAGUCAGUCUUCGUUGGCGGCCUGCCGCGAACCUGUACCGAGGAUCAGCUUCGAACCCACUUCUCCUCGUUCGGCCCCGUUGUGAAUGUGGACAUGGGAAUGGACCCUGCCACAAUGGCGUUUCGCGGAUUUGCCUUCGUGUCCUUCGUGAGCAAAGAAAUUGCUCAGGCUGUUCUCGACAACUAUGCUGACAACUAUUUCAUGGGUAAGUGGAUUGACUGCAAAUCAGCUGAUCUAAGCAAAAUGCAGUCACUCCGGUCGCAAAACAGUGCUGCCGCAGGCCAACCUGUAAUGAUGCAGGCAGGCUCGGUUAGAGCAGGCCCUUACUGA